AUGUCCUCUUCCUCCUCGGCCUCACCCGCAUAUCAUAAUCAUUACCAUCAGCAGCAGCACGGUGGUCAGUGUGAUGAGGGGUUGUUUCCUCCAGCGCCGUCCUCUGGCACCUACGGACGUAAAGUCCGCCUCAUGGCUAACUUUUUUGGACUGAGGUCGGAGGUUAUUGCUACACAGGGGAUCCAGGCUUAUGAUGUUAUUACAGUGCCAAGUCUAUCGGGAUUGGACAGGACUUCGAUGAGGAAAAUUGAGGAUUAUCUGUUACAGCAAGUGGAUGGGCAAUUGAAGCCGUACAUCACGACGCCGUUGGUCGCGGUGGACCACGAGGCAUCCACUCGAAUUGGUCAAGCCUCGGAUAGGAACUGCCUUACACAGCCGGUGACGAUGACUAUUAGUCUCAGAGCUGCCAAGACUGCUUAUAAGGAUCGGGAGAACGGGGAGAGAGCAGUGUAUAGGAUGAUAUCAAAGAUGAUGACCACAGGCACGGGUCUGCAGCCUCUGGGGUCUGGCAAGAGCGGCGCGGUGAUGUACUUCGACACACGAAAAGUUGGGAGUAGAAGUCGGGGAGGGAGUGAUGGUGAAGCAAGGGCGGCUGAUAGGCAACAACAACAACAACAGGGCGAUGAAGAUAAUGGCCGAAUGCCAGUCCCGUGUAAAGUGGUAUCGGGCUUCUCCUGUACUGUGUGCAACGUGCCUGGAUAUGGGCAUCAGCUGAGAAUUGAUGUCCUCUAUCGAGCUGUCCAUCGUAAGGACGUUCUCACUACUAUAACCAGCAUACUAGAACACGAGACGAUGCUACAGGCUGUGUCGAGGCAUGCAGCUGAGGAUCGAAUGGGAGUAGAUUCGGAGAGAGGCAGUCUGGCCAGUUCGGGUGUUGAAGUGGCUACGAUCGACUCAGGAGCUGAGUGGAAUCGCAGAUGUGAGAAUGCUAUUAUACUUGCCCUUCAUAAUAGGAGGAUGUAUAGGGUGAAGUGUGUGAGAUUCGAUAUGAGUCCAACCUCAACCUUCCCAUACAAGGACAAGAAGACGGGCAAGGUCAGCCACAUAUCUUUCGUUGAUUUUAUGCGAAAAUGGUAUAAUUUGGUGGUGAUGAAUACGGAACAGCCGAUGCUGGAGUGCUAUGGGGAGAGGAAGAGUGAACAAGUUUUUAUGAUACCGGAAUUCUGUGCAUUGACGGGGCUCACUGAGGAAAUGCGGAAGGACAGAUUGUUGAUGCAAGAAGUACUGCAGUUGUCGAGAUGUACGGUAGACGAGCGUAUGAAUGCAUGUGUUGAUAUUGUACGCAGACUAAGGGGCGAUAAUGAUAGGGAUAAGGGAAGGAAGGGUGCCGGAACAGUGGACAGAGUAGCACAAGUCCUUGGUGAUUGGCGAUGCACUGUUUCUGAUAAGCCGAUAGAAGUAGCAGCCCGUAUGAUGGACCCAGUGGAGGUGUCUUUCGGGAUGAAGCGUUAUACAGUGGAGGAUGGCAACUUCCAACGUUGGACCAGGAAUGGCGCGCAGUGCCCAGUUAAUCUGGUUAAUUGGAUUUUGAUAUUCCCCGAGUCGGAUAUGGGAUUGGUCGAUAUGUGGCUGAGGAGUAUGAAGGAGUUGGCAGCGCAGGGUUUCGCCACGCACAUUGCCGAGCCGGAGAGGCUGAUGUGUACGAAUCAAUUGACGGAACUGCGACCACUACUGCUCGAUAAAGUUAAAGUGGACACGCAACUGGUUAUGUUAUUCACGCCAGUGAAGGACUGCAAGAGGGUAUAUCAGAUUUUCAAGCAAGUGUGUACAGUCGAACGGCCAUGCAUCACUCAAGUGGUGAGGAGUGAGACCAUGAGGAAGAAGACUAGUAUUGUAGCUAUCGUUACUCGGAUAAUUAUGCAGAUAUCAGCAAAGUUUUUGGGCCCCUUGUGGCACAUAGAUCUCCACACGUCCCUGACACCUAUGAUGAAUGAGCCCUGUAUGCUCGUUGGUAUUGAUACGGCUGUGGCUAAGGAAACGAGGCGUGCUGUACUGGGGUUUGUAUGCUCGCUGGAUUCUGCAUCCAGUCAAUACUUCAGCAAGGCUGUCCCUUUGGAUGGGGACCAGUACGACAUAUCGGCGAUGUCGAGUGACAGAGGAGGUGGUCAACGGUACUCAGAACAUGGGCAUACAACACCACCCAGGACUACUGUGAGCGGCACCACCCCGUCUACCUCGUCUAUGAAGGAAAGGAGGUCAGCUGGUGUUGCGAGGGCCAUCAAGGAGUGCAUGAAAGAGGCUCUGCUAUACUUUGGCGAUAGUAAUGACGGCAUAUUGCCGACUCGGGUGGUCAUCUAUCGGGCAUCGGUGCCGAUGAACGACAUGAGGGAGGUGGGCGCACUGGAAGUGAAAGCGGUCCAGGAUGCGUUUGCGGAGAUGGCAGCAGCUGAGUGGGACGAUGAUGCUACUAUUGCGCGGCCCACUUUGUAUUGUCCUCGCUUGACGUAUAUUCUGUGCACGCAGAACGUCCAGGCGCGCUUCUUCCUGCCAAUGGAUACACAGUCGUCGCCACAGACGUCCUCUAGUCAGGGAUCGGGAGGAGCGACCUCGUCAGGCCACUUUAAGGGUCUACGCAAUCCAGUGUCGGGUACGGUUGUGGACACCUCAAUUACUGGUAUUGGUGCGGUCACUGGUGGCACGUACAACUUCUAUCUCAUCAAUCAGCACGUGUCACGGGGUAGUGCCUCUCCUACGCACUACACCGUCGCCUAUGAUGACACUGGGUACCCAGUAGAGGCCAUACAAACAUUGACGUAUAAGUUGGCAUUCCUCUAUUAUAACUUCCCUGGGGGCAUCAGGUUGCCAGCCCCCGCGCAGUAUGCUAAGAAGCUAGCGCAUCUGAUGGGCACGGCAGUCUUCCAAGCGCCCCAUCCGAGGCUGAAGGAGACCCUUUUCUACCUCUAGUGGGACCUGCUGGCUAGGCAGUAGUGACGUCCCCUCAUUAUUUUAUUAUGUUA
Perkinsus marinus ATCC 50983 is the source of this 2957-nucleotide messenger RNA. RefSeq lists its product as hypothetical. The coding region runs from base 1 to 2904 and encodes 967 amino acids. Gene Ontology annotation, molecular function: protein binding; piRNA binding. The record is from RefSeq and is a predicted model, not a curated record. The transcript is spliced from 28 exons. Lineage: Eukaryota; Perkinsozoa; Perkinsida; Perkinsidae. Gene Ontology annotation, cellular component: P granule. Gene Ontology annotation, biological process: regulatory ncRNA-mediated gene silencing.